AUCCCCAAACACUUCUACUUUUAGCUCUAAGCCAAGAAAGCAGGCCACUAACAUCAAAAUGGCUUCAAAACAAUCAGCUUCCAUGGCCCUCCUUUUGGCACUCAACAUUCUCUUCUUUUCCUUGGUCAGUGCUACUGCCCCAUGCCCUCCCACCAAACCUAACCAUAAACCAAAGGCAAACCCCAACCCCAGCACCCCAUCUUCACAAGGCAAGUGCCCUAGAGAUGCCCUUAAAUUAGGUGUAUGUGCUAAUGUGCUUGGCUUAGUCAAGCCCGUCAUUGGUUCACCCCCAGUGAUGCCAUGCUGUUCCCUUCUUGAUGGCCUCGUCGAUCUCGAAGCUGCUGUUUGCCUUUGCACAGCUAUCAAAGCUAACAUCUUAGGCAUCAACCUUGACAUUCCAGUUUCUCUUAGCUUGCUCCUCAAUGUUUGCUCAAAGAAAGUUCCUUAUGGCUUCCAAUGCUAAUUUAAGUCAAUCAUUUUCCCCUACAUUCUUUCUCAACUUCUUUAUGGUUUGUGUCUGGUUUUUUUCAAGUUAUGAUGCCAUAACUUCAUUGUUUUAAUGUGCAAUAAAUUAGUGUUUUCAUUUCUAAUUUUGUUGUUUUAAUUUCUUCGUGGGGGAUAGAUAUAGAAUAAGUUUAAUACUUAUCUUCAAGUGUUGUUUGAAGUUUUUUUAUAUCUCCAAAGAACAUGGAAAGACUUGUAUUAUUUAGCUCGUUAAUUUAUUCCCUUGUUUAUUUAUCAGUUUAUUAAUAUGAGCCCCAUUUCAUAUUUGUACCCUAAGUAAA
Gossypium arboreum is the source of this 785-nucleotide messenger RNA. Its product is annotated as 14 kDa proline-rich protein DC2.15-like. Bases 59 to 463 code for a protein of 134 amino acids. Lineage: Eukaryota; Viridiplantae; Streptophyta; Magnoliopsida; Malvales; Malvaceae. The record is from RefSeq and is a predicted model, not a curated record. The transcript has a single exon.